UUACUCUAGAGAUAUUCUUCAAAGAACUUAAUCCUUUCCCAUUUAUGCUCCAUCAGUCUACACUCCUAACCCAGUAUGCGGCUACUCAGAACCAACCCCGACGGUAGCUUCAGCCUAACCUGGUUUGUUGGUGAUCGGAUUCCUCGUUACGCCAUCCUCUCACAUAGAUGGGAGGAGGAUAACCACGAAGUCACUCUCGAGGACCUGUCGAAUGGUGUAGCAAGUAGUAAAAAGGGCUAUAAAAAGAUCCAGUUCUGCGCAGAACAAGCCAAGAAAGACGGAUUGGAAUUCUUCUGGGUUGACAGUUGUUGUAUCGACAAAACAAGUAGCGCUGAGCUUUCAGAAGCGAUUAACUCAAUGUUCCGUUGGUACCGAAAGGCGGCUAAAUGCUACGUCUACCUCUCAGACGUUACAGCAGCCAACUGCUCUCAGACUCAAUGGCAGUCAGCUUUUAGGCAAAGCACAUGGUUCACUCGAGGCUGGACACUUCAAGAACUCCUUGCUCCGCGAUCGGUUGAAUUCUUUUCCCAUGAUAACGAGCGGCUUGGUGAUAAAGUCUCGUUAGAGCAGCAAAUUCACGAGGCCACUGGGAUCACAGUUCGGGCACUUCAAGGAAUGCCUUUAGUGCAAUUCAGCCUAGAUGAACGACUACAAUGGAUGGUUAACCGGAAAACUACCAUUGAGGAAGAUUUUGCCUAUUGUCUACUUGGAGUAUUAAAUAUCCAUAUACCGCUUCUCUAUGGGGAGGGGGCAGAGAACGCGUGUUUUCGGCUUUUUGAAGAGAUA
Messenger RNA from Bipolaris sorokiniana ND90Pr, 786 nucleotides. RefSeq lists its product as uncharacterized. The annotation marks the transcript as partial. The transcript has a single exon. Lineage: Eukaryota; Fungi; Ascomycota; Dothideomycetes; Pleosporales; Pleosporaceae. The record is from RefSeq and is a predicted model, not a curated record.